AUGACUUCUAUUAAAAGUCUGGCCAGGACUGCCAUCAUUUUGUAUGCCAUAUGCUUUUUCACCAACUCUGAUGGAAGACCAAUGAUGAAAAGAUCAGUGAGUGAGAUGCAACUAAUGCAUAAUCUUGGAGAGCAUCGACAUGCUGUGGAGAGACAGGACUGGCUUCAGAUGAAACUGCAGGACGUGCACAGUGCCCUGGAGGAUGCCCAGAGGCCUCGAAACAAGGAUGAGAUUGUCCUGGGUGAGAUAAGAAGUCGGAGGCUGCUCCCCGAGCACUUGCGGGCAGCAAUGCAGAAGAAAUCCAUCAACCUGGACAACGCUUACAUGGAUGUACUCUUUAAAACAAAGCCAUAA
Calypte anna (Anna's hummingbird) is the source of this 354-nucleotide messenger RNA. RefSeq names its product parathyroid hormone (gene PTH). Gene Ontology annotation, cellular component: extracellular region. The record is from RefSeq and is a predicted model, not a curated record. Gene Ontology annotation, molecular function: hormone activity; parathyroid hormone receptor binding. Bases 1 to 354 code for a protein of 117 amino acids. The transcript has 2 exons. NCBI's taxonomy places the organism in Eukaryota, Metazoa, Chordata, Aves, Apodiformes, Trochilidae. Gene Ontology annotation, biological process: cell-cell signaling; intracellular calcium ion homeostasis.